Messenger RNA from Asterias rubens (European starfish), 2583 nucleotides. RefSeq names its product pyridine nucleotide-disulfide oxidoreductase domain-containing protein 2-like. Lineage: Eukaryota; Metazoa; Echinodermata; Asteroidea; Forcipulatida; Asteriidae. Bases 268 to 2097 code for a protein of 609 amino acids. The record is from RefSeq and is a predicted model, not a curated record. The transcript has 14 exons. Gene Ontology annotation, molecular function: oxidoreductase activity.
UUCAAGGUUGCCCCUUGGUGCAAAGUUGGUGGUGCGAAGUGGGUUGUGGAAACAAUAAAGUUACUGCAACCCUGUGUUAAUGUUAGUAGACCUCUGGUUGAGUUGACGUGACCCAUUCUAUGUAAAUAAAAGUGGUUCAAGUUAUUAGUUCGUGGGGUCCAACUUAACCAUAACUGACUAGGUUCAUGCUCUAACAACCAACGCAAGUACACAUUGUCUGGCCGUAGGAAUAGGUUUUACCUCCUAACAGGCAUAGGAACUUACAGCAUGUUACGUCUACCGGUGAUCACUCUAAGGGAAACACUCCUACAGAAAGUAUGCUUCAGAAAGCCAUCUGUGAUAGACUGUAGCGUGAACCAAGUGACCUUAAGGAACUUGAGUACCUCUCAAGCCGUUCAUCGAGCAGCAGGAGGAUGUCAAGAGGAUGCUCUGACCCAGGAGUAUGAUGCUAUCAUCAUAGGAGCCGGUCAUAACGGACUCACUGCGUCUGCGUAUCUUCAGAAAGCUGGUCUGAAAACCUUAGUUCUUGAAAGGAGACAUGUCAUAGGAGGAGCAGCAGUUACUGAGGAGAUUGUACCAGGGUUCAAAUUCUCCAGAUGUUCCUAUGUGCUGAGUUUAUUGCGACCAGAGAUCUACGAAGAGCUAGAACUUAAGAAACAUGGUUUGAGGGUGCAUGUUAGACCGGCUGGUGCGUAUGCUCCGUUGUUAGGUGAAUCUGCAGGGUUGUCUAGACCCACCUCACUCCUACUAAGCAGUAAUGCCAAGAACACCUACGACCAGAUCGCACAGUUUUCAGAAAAAGAUGCAAAGGAAUACUUUGUAUACAGUGAAAUAAUUGAGGGGAUUGGGGCAGCCAUUGGUCCACUUUUAGACAGUCCUCCAGUAGAUCUCUCCUCCCUUGGUGAUGGUUCAUUCAAAGACAGAAUGGAGAUGUGGCCGGCAAUUAAAACUCUGCUGAAAACUGGAUCGCAAAUUGGGAAAAAUCUACCCAUGUUUUAUGAACUGUUAACAGCACCAGUUGCUAAGAUAUUGGACCGUUGGUUUGAAUCAGAGCCAUUGAAAGCAAUUCUUGCCACUGACUGUAUAACUGGAGCAAUGGUGUCUCCACAAACACCGGGUGCAGGUUAUGUGUUACUACACCAUGUAAUGGGUGAGAUUGAAGGUGUCAAACAUGCUUGGGCCUUCCCCGAAGGCGGCAUGGGUGGAGUAUCACAGAGUAUUGCCAAUGCUGCACAGUCGUAUGGAGCAACUAUUAUGACUGAAAAGCCAGUGGAUACCAUCAUGUUAGACAGCGACCAGAAAGCCUGUGGUGUUGUCUUGGAAGAUGGAACUGAAAUCAGAAGCAAGAUGGUCCUCUCCAACGCAACGGCCAGAAUCACCUACUUGAAUCUGACCCCACAGGAAGCUCUCCCAAAGGAAUUCAUUCAAGACGUCCAAGCUAUUGAUUAUACAUCACCAGUAACCAAAAUCAAUGUUGCUCUCGAUAGAUUGCCAAACUUCAAAGCAGAUCCAAAUUUAGCAUCAGGCGUCCCCGGUGCCCAUCAUACAUCGACCAUCCAUUUGAACUGUGAGAGUAUGGAUCGUAUCACUGCUUCAUAUGAGCCGUGCACCAGGGGAGAAAUCUACCAUCGACCCAUGAUUGAGAUGUGUAUACCAUCCUCCUUGGAUCGUACCAUUGCUCCAGAGGGGUGUCAUGUGGCCACGUUGUUCACUCAGUAUACACCGUACCAUCUCGCAAAUGGUGAAAAGUGGGACGAAAGAAAGAUGAAUGAAUAUGCAGACAUGGUCUUUGACAAUAUUGAGGACUAUUGUCCGGGGUUCAAGUCCAGUGUGGUUGGUCGAGACAUCUUACCACCACCGGAGUUAGAGAGAAUCUUCGGACUAACAGGAGGGAAUAUCUUCCAUGGAGCAAUGUCAUUGGAUCAGAUUUACUUUGGCCGUCCAGUAACAUCAGCAGCAAGUUAUCGUUCUCCUGUUGAGGGUCUGUACCUUUGUGGCAGCGGAGCUCAUCCAGGAGGGGGCGUGAUGGGGGCUCCUGGUCGCAAUGCUGCUCGUUUGGCAAGCAAAGAUCUUGAGAAGCGAGGCAAGAGGAGAUAAUGGUACUACUAUGGUUGCCUUGGUGACAUGGUUUUCUCGUGGAAUUCCUAUUGACGUUGCUUAUUAUCAAAAAACAGUACAAAACUAUAUUUCACAGCUUUUCAAAUAUUUCUCAAUAUACAUUUUAUACAAAAUUCUUAAAUACAUUUUUUACACAAAUAUGUGUAGAGCAACCAAGCAGUAUUCAAAAUAUAAACAUCAUUCUAACUAUGUGAACUUUAAAAGAAAUAUUUUCUAUCUUCACACUUUUUCUAAUAACUAUUUACACCUGAAAUAUCAAGUUAUAAACCAUGAGGGAAACUGACAGUGACUGGGUAAAUUUCUUAAAUAGUUUGGGAUUGAACAAAGACAUUUUUUGCAAGAGCAGGAUUUGAACCAUGGUGGCGCUCUACAACUAAGCUGUCUAGCCCUAUAGACCUUUUCGCAAAUACCGGGGCGCGCGCGUAAAGCUUGGAAUUAGGUGCAUUGUGGUCUUGCUGGUAUCCA